UUGUCUUCAUCAUUACAAUCAACUUUGCUGCUAUUGCAGAACAAUUCAAGCAGGCCCCUUUCCCGUCUAAAACCAUUAUCGACCGAAAGGUCCUUCAAUGGCUUCCAGAUUGGUGGACGAUUCUGCAGUAGGAAACCUCGAGCUAGCACGGACCGACCUGAAAGCCCUCCUCCUGGCUUCGAAGAAAGCCGACAGGAGCCUUGAGAAGAUGGACCUGCGGUUUGGCCAGAUCGAUGAGGCUCUCUCGACCGCCUCUAGGCGGGUUGCCCCACUGCAGUCCCAAGCAAUAGCCAACAAAGCCCUGGACACCCGUAUAAACCGCGCCAUCACCCCAGCCCUGGCCCUCCUUGACAGCUUUCGAGUGUUCGAGUCCCUCCAGGACCGGCUCCUCGACCUCUCCUCGAAGCUCUCCUCCGACAGCUCCCCUAGGAAGCGGCUCAGGCAGCUUCUCAGGUAUGUGGGCUCCGUCGAAAAGCUCAACGAGGCCAUAGACUCGAUUGCCAGAGAUGGCGGGCCAGCUGUUCAGAAGUUGCAGGAGGUGGUGGAGUUCCUGAGCAGGACCAAGGCCACAGACCAGUUCCGGACCCAUCGGCUUCGGGAGACAAUGGUCACCCUCAAGGCACUGUAUGAGACAGAAGUUGACGCAAUGAGAUUUGAGGGGCUGCUGGAUGAGGCUCUCCUUAACCUGCAGGACGAGUUCGAGAGUAUGCUGAUGCAGCUGAAGCAUCAGAACAUAGGGGAAAUUAGUAAUGGCGAGGAGCAGACAGGGGGAGAGGUUGCUUCCCAUUUGGAUCUUGGUACCGAGCAGGAGAUCGAGGUCCUGAGUAUGAUCUCGGAGACGCUUACAGGGAAUGAUUGUUUGGAUAUUUGCAUCGAUAUCUUCGUGAAGGUAAGAUACAGGAGGGCAGCAAAGGCCCUGAUGAAGUUAAACCCUGAGUACCUGAAGACGUACUCUCCCGAAGAGAUCGAUGAGAUGGAAUGGGAAAACCUGGAGACGGCAAUAGCCCUGUGGAUCCAACACUUUGAGCUCGCUCUAAAGAUCGUGUUCGUGGCAGAGAAGAAGCUCUGCAGCCAAGUCCUGGGAGGGAUCAUGGAAGGACUAAUUUGGCCUGAAUGCUUUGUGAAGAUUGCUGACAAGAUCAUGGCGGUCUUCUUCCGAUUUGGGGAGGGAGUAGCGAGGAGCAAGAAGGAGCCCCAGAAGCUGUUCAAGCUACUGGACAUGUUCAAUUCCCUGGAGAAGCUCAAGCCGGAGUUCUCGUCCAUCUUUGAUGGUGAAGCCGGGGCCGAUAUAUGCACCCGGUUCAGAGAGCUCGAGAAGCUCCUCGUCCACGCAUCGAGCAAGGUCUUCUGGGAGUUUGGGCUCCAAAUCGAGGGCAACUCUGAAGGUUCUGCGGCCCCACAGAACGGCUCGGUCCCAAAGCUUGUGAGAUAUGCCAUUAACUAUCUGAAGUAUCUGGCAUCGCACAAUUACAAUGCCCCUAUGGCGCAAGUACUACGCACUGAGCAGAUAUGGAGGCAGGGGAUCUUAUCAAAACAGGAAAGCGAUGAAAAUCUACUCAAGGAUGCAAUUUUGAAUGUCAUGGAAGCCCUCCAGAGGAACGUGGAGUCGAAGAGGUCGCAGUACCGGGACAAGAUACUGGCCCACGUGUUCGCGAUGAACACAUAUUGGUACAUCUACAUGAGGACACGAAACACAGAGCUCGGGAGGCUGCUCGGGGACCAGUACAUGAAGAGGCAGAACAAGGUUGUUGCCGAGGAGUCGGCAUACAUGUAUCAGAAGCAGGCCUGGGGCCCGCUCAUGAGGCUACUGGAGAGGGAAGACAACCUCAACAUGAAGAGGCCAAUCCGGGAGGCUGCCCGAGGCAAAAUGGAGGCAUUUCUGAAGGGCUUCGAGGAGAUCUCACAGAUGCACCGCAGCUCUUACAUCAUCCCAGAGGCCGACCUGAGAGAGCAGAUUAAGGAGGCGACCUUAAAGCUGGUGAUCCCUGCAUAUGCCGACUUCAUAGAUUCAUAUGCUUCGGUGCUGGAGGGGACCUCGUAUGUUACUCCUGAGUCAUUAGAGGGGCUGCUAGGUCAGAUCUUUGAUGGGGGUGAUCGCCGCGAGGUGGAUGGCAGUAAGUUGAAGCGUCGUGAUUCGAGGGACUCCAGGAGGCUCGGAGGGAACCCGGUGGGUCCCAUGGAACGCGACGUCAAGGACUACAGACGGUCUAGAUCCAAUGCCAGUGAACUUUGAAGGAUUUCCUGACCGGAUAGAUCAAAUGGAAUUUUUUUCAGCAGAAGGCUUUACCUGGCACGUUGAAGUGUCUCUCGAGUCAAAAUUCAACAUGUUCAUGUUCUUGAAAGGAAAGAACUUCCCAGAAUCUCAAGUUGUAAAGCCGUGCAUGGCUCUUCUUUAUAGAUGAUAAAUAAUAUGUACUUCCUACAAUAAAAUUAGCAUU
Messenger RNA from Punica granatum (pomegranate), 2438 nucleotides. NCBI's taxonomy places the organism in Eukaryota, Viridiplantae, Streptophyta, Magnoliopsida, Myrtales, Lythraceae. The record is from RefSeq and is a predicted model, not a curated record.